Suillus bovinus is the source of this 3810-nucleotide messenger RNA. RefSeq lists its product as uncharacterized. The record is from RefSeq and is a predicted model, not a curated record. The transcript is spliced from 11 exons. NCBI's taxonomy places the organism in Eukaryota, Fungi, Basidiomycota, Agaricomycetes, Boletales, Suillaceae. Gene Ontology annotation, molecular function: protein binding. Bases 1 to 3810 code for a protein of 1269 amino acids.
AUGACAGAAGCAGAACAUCCUGCCAUCCGGAUCACCACGGCUAGUCGGAUAUUUGAAGGUCAUAGGCAUAGUAUCUUUGCAGUUGUAGUAUUCCCCGAUAGACGCCGUAUGGUAACGGCCUCAUACGACAAGACCCUUCGUCUAUGGGAUAUAGAAGACGGUGUCGUAUUGAAGGUAAUGCAGGGGCAUCGCUUCGGCGUACGAGUAGCUGCGGUAUCAAGAGACGGGCAAUUCAUAGCGAGCGGUGAUUUCGGCGGAGAGCUCAUCGCCUGGAACAAAGAUGGCGAAUCCCUCACCCAACCCAUCAGAGUCCACUCCAACAAGGUUUUCUCGCUCGACUUUUCCCCAGACAGCUCAUUUCUGGCGAGUGGUUCAUUGGAUACCACCGUGGAGCUCUGGAACACAAAAACAUGGCAGGUUCAAGGAAAUCCAAUCAAUUGUGAGACUGAAAUCCGCAGUGUUCGGUAUUCGCCGUCCGGUGAAUAUCUUGCCAUCGCAACCAAGACAGAUAUCCAAAUAUGGAAUCCACGCAAGAGAGAAUGCAUCGCAAAGUUUCUGGGUCACUCUGCGUUCAACGGAGCAUGGAAUUACUCACUCACAUGGACGUCCGAUGGUACACGACUGUUCUCGACGGGCUCCAGGCUAGAUCCCACCAUAAGGGAGUGGGAUACAUCGACCUGGAAGCAGGUUGGUGAACCCUGCAAGGGCCAUACCGAGACUGUCUACAUGACCGCCCUCAACCCUGCUGGCACCCUUAUUGCGUCCGCAUCUGAGGACAAACAGGUUCGCCUCUGGCGGCUUUCGGAUCGAUCAACCAUCGCCAUAUUCAAGCAUCCGGGUCAGUUGUAUUGUGUCACGUUCUCCACGGAUGGCAAGCACAUCCUGACAGGAGGAAGUGCUGUUAUAAUCUCAAAGUGGGCAGUACCUUCAAGUUUGCUGGAGGACAUUCCCAAGGACCAGGCAUCAGAUGAUAUGCGGAACGACAUGGAGGAACAAGUGACAGAGAAUACUCAACAUUUUGAUUGUGAGAUUCUCACCAUCAACACGACAGCCCGCAAUGCAUGCAUCGCCGGCAACUUGCCUACUGCUGACAGGCUGCUUACCCAAGCGAUUGAAGCUGAUAGAAACGACUAUGACUCUUAUGCGAAUCGUUCGUUCGUCAAGGCAAGAAACUCAGACUGGGACCGUGCACUUGAUGACGCACUCGAAAGUAUUAGCAUUCAGCCAUCCUUGAUGGGCUGUAUCUCCAAGGGUAUCGCCCACUGUGGCAAACAACAGUUCCAAGACGCGAUGAAAGUAUUCGACCUCGCGUUCAUGUACGUGAACGCAGACUUGAAUAAAACUCGUCUUCUACUCUUAAUCAAGGCCAUCGCCCUUUUCAAUGCAAACCAACAUGACGAGGCAAUUCAGCGCGUCCAAGAACUAACUACCACUCGUCCCGAUGCGAACUCUCUUGCAUGUAGUAUUGUGGGAGCUUAUCUACACGUUCAACUGGGAAUGAAUGCAUUAGACGACGCACGUCACAAUGAAGCAGCUGACCACUUCACCACUGCCGUUAACAGUAUUACUUUCUCGUCCAAGUCUGCCAUCUAUUCUAGGUAUGAUAUCUUCGUGGUGCUAUUCGGAUGGGACCUCCGGUCCUUGUGGCGAACUGCACAUCAAAAUUGGUGCCAUGCGUUGCUUCAGGCAGGUAGACUUCCAGAAGCCAUCAAAGCAUACCGAUACAUGAUGGAUAAGGCUGAUGAGGCCACGAAGGCACGCUGCCUUGAUUGGUCCGCUGUUUUUAAGCAAGAUUGCAGUGUGCUCUAUGCUGCCGCUGGAGUGGCUGACCUCGCUGCGAGCGGCGAUGCUGCCCUCGUUGCAGGCGAUUACGACAGGGCUAUCGAGCUCUACUCUGCAGCGAUCGACCUCGAUUUGGCAACUGGUACAAUUUUUGCGAACCGUAGCAAGGCGAGGUCGGGAAAAAUGCUAUGGGACGAUGCACUCCUUGACGCAGAGAAGGUGAUCGAACUCGACCCCUCAUCUUACUUUGGAUAUCAGUUGAAGCAUGCAGUACUUCAUGGCGCACAUCGUUAUGACGAAGCCAUCGAGGUAUUCAAAAUCAUGUUCUCCAAGUUGGAAAAUACUCCCGUCUCGCAAACACAAAACUUGCGCCAACAGUAUCUUAGUCCAUCGGAAGCAGAGCGUGCUAUUGAAGAUAGCAUCAAGGUUCAGCUCGACAACGCCCCUCAUCGUCUAAUCAACACCUCCACUGGACGCUUGUGCAAUCGUGAGGCGCAGAUCGAUGCCUUCAAAACGAGUACAGAAUACAAGGAGCUUUUGUCAUCAACACUGGUGCACGUAAAGCUCCCAAUGAAGCGCAUCCAGGAGGUGGUGGCGAUGUACUUCCGUUAUGUUAUGCUAUCGCAUAGGUGGGAAGGGAAGGAACCAUCGCUGCAUGUCAUCCAGGACAAGAUAGUAUAUGACCUGGAUCCAGUUGGCGGCAUCGCGAAGUUGCAGUCAUUCUGUAGAACUGCUCGUGAUGAAGGCUAUCGCUGGGCAUGGAUUGAUACGUGUUGCAUCGACCAGACUAACAACGUUGAGGUUCAAGAAUCAGUCAAUUCCAUGUUUCUCUGGUAUCGUCACUCAGCACUCACCAUCAUCUACCUUUCGGAUGUUCCGCCUUCGUCGCAGCCUGGCGCACUCGCAAGUAGCGCUUGGAACACUCGAGGAUGGACAGUUCAAGAAUUUCUGGCCCCGACAUUUGUACUCUUUUAUCAGAGGGAUUGGUCCCUGUAUCUUAACGAUCGCUCUCCCAACCACAAGCAUUCCAGUGCAAUCAUGCAGGAGAUGGGAAAUGCGACAGGCAUAGAUGCACAGGCCCUCGUCGCAUUCUGUCCGGGGAUGAGAGAUGCCCGGGAGAAACUUCAAUGGGUGUCGGCACGUGUCACUACAUGGCAGGAAGAUAUCGCAUAUUCAUUGUUUGGUAUCUUCAGCGUCAACCUGCCUGUCAUUUAUGGGGAGAAGAAGCAAAACGCACUGGGGAGGCUCUUGCAGGAGAUCGUAGCUCGGUCAGGUGACAUCACCGCCUUGAACUGGGUGGGGCAAUCAUCCGAAUUCAAUAGCUGUCUGCCGGCCGAUAUUUCCUCAUACAAAGCUCCACCAUAUACCCCUUCAUCUCUGUCUGAAGAUGAUAUUCAGACAUCAAUCUCCUCGCUCCGACAUACCAUGUCUGUGGAACUGGCAUUGAAAAUCUAUGCCCUGCUUGACGAACUGAACGCGCCUCGUUUCGCUAACUGCAGACUGCAUCUGCCUUGCAUCGCAUUUCAUGUCACAGCAGUUAAACGAACUCGUGCUGAAGACCAAAACAUAUAUGAAGUCAAGGCCGACGGGCUUCAUGACCUGCUGAUCGUCACGAAGGACAAGUUGAAUCAGUUCUCAUCUCCACGACCCACUAUGCAGACAUUCUUGCUUGUUCGUCCAUGGAAUCGUUAUCUCCUUGAGCUUCCUGACCUCGCGGAACCGUCUGGCUCGGCAGAGCUGCUUGACGAAUCUGAUGACACAGAGAGCGAGAAAGAUCAGUCUGCGCCCGGGCUUUCAUCACAGAGUUCGCCUGAUGGGUUCUCUGAAGCACAAGAUUUGGUUGAUUCGGAACUGAGCGAUCGAGCCUUGCGGUUGAUCGUUCACCUUAAACAGCCUUUUGGCGCGUUCUUGCUAGCGCACCAGCGUGGCGGAGAAUACAAGAGAAUCACGUCAGAUCAUGAUAUUAUUGCUCAAGUCAAAGAUCUUUCUUCUAUCCCGGGCAUGACCAAGACGCUAGAAAUAUUGUAG